Messenger RNA from Micropterus dolomieu (smallmouth bass), 1840 nucleotides. RefSeq names its product F-actin-capping protein subunit alpha-2. The record is from RefSeq and is a predicted model, not a curated record. Lineage: Eukaryota; Metazoa; Chordata; Actinopteri; Centrarchiformes; Centrarchidae. The transcript has 10 exons. Gene Ontology annotation, biological process: actin cytoskeleton organization; barbed-end actin filament capping. The coding region runs from base 13 to 918 and encodes 301 amino acids. Gene Ontology annotation, molecular function: actin filament binding. Gene Ontology annotation, cellular component: actin cortical patch; F-actin capping protein complex.
GCCACCCAUGUGAUGACGUCACGGGGCUCUGACAAGCUGGUGGUGCCGGAAGAAAAGAUGGCGGAUCAUGAGGAGCAGCUAUCCGACGAGGAAAAGGUACGCAUAGCAGCUAACUUUGUCAUCCAUGCCCCGCCAGGAGAGUUCAACGAAGUUUUCAAUGAUGUGCGAUUGCUGCUCAACAAUGACAAUCUUCUCAGGGAAGGUGCAGCGCAUGCAUUUGCACAGUACAACUUGGACCAGUUUACCCCGGUGAAAGUCGAUGGCUAUGAAGAACAAGUCUUAAUCACAGAGCAUGGUGACCUUGGGAACGGCCGGGUCCUGGACCCCAAAAACAAGAUCUCCUUCAAGUUCGACCACCUGAGGAAGGAGGCCAGCGACCCACGGCCCCAUGACGUUGACAGCUCCCUGGAGGGCUGGAGGAGCGCUGUGGACUCUGCCGUCAGGGCCUACGUCAAGGAGCACUAUCCCAAUGGAGUCUGCACCAUUUACGGGAAAACCAUCGACGGACAUCAAACUGUCAUCGUGUGCAUCGAGUGCCAUCAGUUUCAACCAAAAAACUUCUGGAAUGGACGCUGGAGGUCAGAAUGGAAAUUUACUGUCUCCCCCUCCACCACUCAAGUGGCAGGAAUCAUGAAAAUCCAGGUUCAUUACUAUGAAGAUGGCAACGUUCAGCUGGUGAGCCACAAAGAGGUCCAGGAGUCCAUGUCAAUUGAUAAUGAGGCUACAACUGCAAAGGUGUUUGUUAAGCUCAUGGAGACUGCAGAAAAUGACUAUCAGACGGCCAUCAACGAGAAUUACCAGACCAUGUCGGACACUACCUUCAAAGCCUUACGCCGCCAGCUUCCUGUGACACGCACCAAGAUCGAUUGGAACAAGAUCCUGAGCUACAAGAUUGGCAAGGAGAUGCAGAAUGCUUAAAAAACAACUGAGAACAUAACAGACAACUCCCCCACCCCUUCCCAAACAACAUGCAUGACUGGAUAGUUGUAUCGUCUUUGUACAGAAAUUAGAGAAACGGGACAAAGAAAGGUUUGGUCUCACAGCCAGAUGGCACAUUACACAUUGAUGUUAUAUUGUUUUUAUACAGACACUGUUAACUUCUCUGUAUAUUGACUCUGUGGUGAUAAAGAUAAUCAUAUUUGGGAAAAUAUAACUUGACAUAGGAAAGGGGGUGGACACUUGUAUGCAAAAAUAUCCUUAUAAAAUACAAUAUCACGUGUGCAAUAUUUAUUGUGUCAGUGAGACCACGCCUUUCAUUUGACCCGCUGAAAAACACGGUUUGAAUUUGCGACGGUGAAACAAAUCAUUAUUUGGCUCAGACCUUUGGCUGAAAAGAAUGACUCCCCUCACUUCACGGUUAAUGUCCCAUACGGUCAACGGAAAAAAAAAGUUAUUUGUGUUCAUUGACUGGUAUCUCUGGCACAAGCUGUCACCACUGUCAGCCGCUCAAUGUUCUUGUCCUCUCAUUUUGGUACUUCCCCCACCGUUUGUCCUGUGUGUGAGAUCUGAAGCUCGCAGCUCUCCUGGCUAAAUUGCCUUUUUGACUUGACAUUGUCUGAACUCUCACUCAGCGCAGAGACCACUUAACAAGCUUAAUUAACAAGUCAUCAAUCGCUAAGUAAUGUGCAUAAUGUCCAAUUUACAAUAAAAUUAGAACGUAUCACUUUCUCCUCCAGUACUUAUUUUUAUUAAAAGCAGAACCUGACUGUAUUAUAUAUAACAAGGCACAUUGUAAUAUAUACCUGUAUGAAACAUCCUGUCUGUCAGUUUGGUGAUUUAUUUCCAUGAGAUUAAUUGUAAUUCAGUCACAAUUAUGUUGCAUUAAAUGACAAAUUUUCUA